This is a messenger RNA of Myxocyprinus asiaticus (Chinese sucker), 4239 nucleotides long. RefSeq names its product neurotrypsin-like. The record is from RefSeq and is a predicted model, not a curated record. Gene Ontology annotation, molecular function: serine-type endopeptidase activity. Gene Ontology annotation, biological process: proteolysis. NCBI's taxonomy places the organism in Eukaryota, Metazoa, Chordata, Actinopteri, Cypriniformes, Catostomidae. The coding region runs from base 1299 to 3827 and encodes 842 amino acids. The transcript is spliced from 14 exons. Gene Ontology annotation, cellular component: membrane.
GAUCUCCUGGGAUUUUCACCCAAGACAGUCUCUUGAAUUUACUCCGAAUGGUGCCAAAAACAAAAAAACAUCCAGUGAGCUGCAGUUCUGUGGACGGAAAUGCCUUGUUGAUGAGAGAGGUCAACAGAGAAUGGCCAGACUGGUUCGAACUGACAAAGUCUAUGGCAACUCAGAUAACCACUCUGUACAAUUGUGGUGAGAAGAAUAUCAUCUCAGAAUGCUACUCUGAGAUGUGGGUUGGCGCUGUUUUAGCGGCAUGAGGGGGACCUUCACAAUAUUAGGCAGGUGGUUUUAAUGUUGUGGCUGAUCGGUGUAUGUGUAAACAUGAUAAUAGUGUGUUAAAAUCACUUAUUAAGCUUGUAAAGUUGUAUCCAGUAGGCUAUUACAACUUCGUUGUCAUGAAGACGUAAGGUAAACUCUGGAAUCUGAAAAAAUGCCGUAACCUCGGUAAAUCCCCAAUUAUAUCACACUAAAAUAAUGUUAAUACAAAUCGUUUUCGUCUUGUGGCUUUACUUUUGUAACGGUGUGUUUUCUAACGUUUAUGGACUGGCCCUAUUCGCCUCUAUUGUAGUUGCCUUCGUGUAAACGUGAUUUUUGCCUUUUAUUUUUAAUUAACGAGGGACUUGUAUGUGCUUGUUGUUUGAACCCGGAAUAUUCCUUUAUAUUUGUAUACAUUUAGGAGUAAAUAUUUAAUAUAACAAUUUACUAUGACUCUUAAAUAGGCCUAUUGCAUAUAUCAAAAUGUAAAUAUUAAUAAAUAUAAAUGCUGGGUGGUCACCUCGCCGUGCAUGCAUAGUGCUCCAUAAAUGUUUAUUUUGCAUAAUCGUCCGUAUAGCGUCUGGUCUGUGGGCUGCUGGAGCGGCGGUGUCUUUUUUUCAGGAUCACCUCCUUUCCUCAGUCAGACCCCAGCAUGAGAGGGGUGUCAGUCGUUUCGUCGGAGUUUUAGAAGUUAAGAUUAUAUUAUGUCUCAUCAUUUCAUCUGUUCUUUCUUUUGUAACACCAAUUUAUAAAACACGUCGAGGCGAGAAGGCAUCACGCAUUCACUGUAUGAAGGUGAAUUUGGAACCGUGGACAGCGAUAAUGAUGGGACAGUUGUGCGGGAUGUAUUGCCAAUGACAAGAUGGAUAUCAGUGGGACUCUCUCUAUCGCUACUGUCUUUCAUUUCUCUAUCUGUGUCUAUGGCGAGCAAUGGAUACCUUUGAUAGCCUUCCACUGAGGAGAAAGCCCUCCAGGCUGGCGGCUGUAAAUCAGAUAACGUAUACAAACAAAACUGAAAAAAAGAUGAUGAUUAUUCUAUCAUGGUACAUGUCCGAAAAACAAAUAAACAUUGGCAUAGUAGUGGCAGUACCAUAGUUGAUACUCUUUUGAAAAGAAGUGAGCUGAUUUUUGUUUUCUUGUCUUCAAAGGCAGGACCAAACAUAGUCAUCCUGAAUACACUGCAGAGCUCAGUCCCUCUGUCCUGCUCUGAGGGUUUCACUGAGCUGGGUUAUUACAAUGGAUCUGUGUCUCAGACGGAUUCUGGCUCUUCCUGUCUUAAAUGGACUGAUUUUCCAGACUACAUGCUGCAAUACCCCAAUCGUGGGCUGGGUGACCACAACUACUGUAGAAACCCUGACCGUGAGUCCAACCCCUGGUGCUUCUUCAGACAGAGGUCAGGAGCCAUCGGGUGGGCCUACUGCGACUGCAACCAGGGUGCAGCACGGUUGGUGGGGGGUUUGUCCAAUAAGAGUGGCCGUCUCGAGGUGUACCUGAAUGGCCAAUGGGGAGCAGUGUGUGACACCCACCUGAGUGACCGAGAUGCCAGUGUAAUCUGUCGACAACUGAGGCUCGGUGAAAUCGGCACUGCACUUCGGCACUCCUACUUUGGACCUGGUUCUGGCCUCUUCCACUUUGAACGUCUUGGCUGCCAUGGCAAUGAAAAUUCUCUGCUGGAGUGCCGGAGACGGAAAUAUGUCUCUGCCGACUGUAACCAUGGCAAUGAGGCUGGAGUGGUGUGUGCUGUACCUAAGGGCAAUGGUGCCCCCCUAAGGCUUGUGGGAGGACUUGAGGAUUUUGAGGGGCGUGUGGAGGUGUAUCAUAACGGGAGAUGGGGAACUAUCUGUGAUGACGAAUGGGAUGAUAUUGAUGCUGAAGUGGUCUGUAGACAGUUGAGAUGGGGUGGUGUGCCAAAGGCAUGGACAUGGGCACACUUUGGGCAGGGCACUGGGCCUAUAUUCCUGGAUGGGGUGCAAUGCACAGGAAAUGAGCUCUCUCUUGAGGAAUGUCCUCAUGCGCCUUGGGGCCGGCACAACUGUGACCACAUGGAGGAUGCCGGAGUGUCCUGCAACCCAUAUACAGAUGGAGUGUUACGUCUAGUGGGAGCUGAUAGCCCGUGGGAAGGGCGCCUUGAGGUGUAUCAUGCUGGACAGUGGGGCACAGUGUGUGAUGACAACUGGACUGGACGCCAUGCCCAGGUGGUGUGUCGACAGCUGGGUUACCGAGGGCGUGCUGAGCUGGUUCCAGAUGGGAUGUAUGGUGAAGGCACAGGGCUGAUCCUGCUGGAUGAGGUGAAAUGUGAAGGGGGUGAAAGCUCUCUGCUGGACUGUGCUCAUGGUGAGUGGGGGCAUCAUGACUGCUCCCACAGUGAGGAUGUGGGCAUACGUUGUGCGAGAGAAGGAGAGUUCCUGGAAAUUCCUGAAGUGCCUCCUGUCACAGGUCCCUUGGUAAGGCUGGUGGAUGGCGAGAGCCGUAAGGAGGGCCGUGUGGAGGUGUUUAUUAACGGCGAGUGGGGCAGUGUGUGUGACGAUGGUUGGGAUGACAUCAAUGCAGGCAUAGUCUGCAAACAACUAGGAUUCAUUGGUGCUUCCAAGGCCCGUUCCAUGGCUUAUUUCGGUGAGGGCCAGGGACCAAUCCAUCUGGAUAAUGUGAAGUGUGCUGGGACAGAGGCUUCGCUGGGUGAGUGUUCAGCUCUAGGCUCAGAUGCCCAUGAUUGCAGACACAGUGAAGAUGCAGGCGUCAUCUGUGACUACAUUACUGAGCCCAUGAAAAAACAGCAAGAAUGUGGUCUGAGACCCAACACACAAAGACGGCGAAGAAGGAUCAUUGGAGGAGACAAGUCUCUACGGGGGGACUGGCCAUGGCAAGUAUCUCUAUGGCUGAGGUCUCAAUCAAAAGGCACCCAUCCACUUUGUGGGGCAACUCUCAUCAAUUCUUGUUGGAUUAUUACUGCUGCUCAUUGCUUCAAGAGGUUUGGCACAGAUCCCUCCCGUUAUGUGUUACGGCUUGGUGACUACCACACAGAGGAGAGGGACGACUUUGAGCGCACUCUUUCUCCCGAGCGUAUCGUCAUCCACAGGAAGUACCACAGCCAGGGUUGGGAGUAUGAUAUUGCCUUGCUGAAGUUGAAGGGCACAGAUGGGAAAUGUGUGGCCUUUAACCCGCACACUAAUGCAGUUUGCCUUCCAGCUCAGAGCAACAAAAGGGGGAAGAGGCCCAUCGCUUGUGUUAUUACUGGCUGGGGAAUUACAGGCUCUGAGUAUUCCCGAACACUGUUGCAAGCCUGGGUUCCCAUACUGCCCUCCUGGAAGUGUAAAAAACGCUAUGGCAGUCGCUUCACCAGCCGCAUGUUGUGUGCUGGCAGCUUAUCAAACCAUCGCCAGGUAGACAGUUGUCAGGGUGACAGUGGAGGGCCACUGGUGUGCCAGGGUGAAGGUGGGCACUGGAUGCUCACAGGAAUUAUCUCUUGGGGUCACGGUUGUGGUGACCCCACCUAUCCUGGUGUUUAUACAAGGGUCAGCAGGUUCCUGAAGUGGAUUGAGAAAGUCACCCAAAGCCCUGCCAAAGUGUGAUGUUUCAGUGUUGACAUUAAAGCCACUUAAUACAUUGUACUGGACAGUAUAUACAUUAUGUAAUGCCUCUUAGGGUUCGCCAGCCGGCCAAUAGCUGUAAUGCUGGUUUGAUCCCAUUUUAUGUGUUGCACAUUUUACUACUUGCACCAUGCCAUUUUAAUUCCAUUUUUGUACACUUGAAGAAACAUUCAUGAAAGUGCACAUGAAUUUGAAGCCACAGAUCUCAGAAGUGGGUGAGAUGUUUUUGAGGGAGAGCUACAUUAAAGGAAUAGUUCACCCAAAUUCUUUCUCUCAUCAUAUACUCAGCCUUAUGCCAUCCCCGAUGUGUAUGACUUUCUUUCUUCUGCUGAACACAAAUGAAGAUUUUUAAAAUAUCUCAGCUCUGUUAUGUGAAUUGUGGCCAGAACUUUAA